AUGUGGGGCCCGAGCGCGCUUCUGUGGCUCUUCGUGGCUCUGCGCACCGCGCGCAGCGGGAUGGAGGUGCGAUGGUGCACCACCUCGGACCCGGAGCAGCAGAAAUGCAGCGACAUGAGCAAGGCCUUCCAGGACGCAGGCAUCCAGCCCUCCCUCCACUGCGUGCAGGGCAUCUCGGCAGACCACUGCGUCCAGCUCAUCGUGGCCCAGGAGGCGGACGCCAUCACUCUGGAUGGAGGAGCCAUUUACGAGGCGGGGAAGGAGCACGGCCUGAAGCCCGUGGUGGGCGAAGUGUACGAUCAUGAGGUCGGUACCUCCUAUUACGCUGUGGCUGUGGUCAAGAGGAGCUCCCACUUGACAAUCAACACCCUGAAAGGCAUGAAGUCCUGCCACACGGGCAUCAACCGGACUGUGGGCUGGAACGUGCCCGUGGGCUACCUGGUGGAGAGCGGCCACCUCUCGGUGAUGGGCUGCGACGUGCUCAAAGCCGUCAGUGACUACUUUGGGGGCAGCUGCGUCCCUGGGGCAGGCGAGACCAGCUACUCAGAGUCCCUCUGUCGUCUCUGCCGGGGUGACGCCACCGGGGAGGGCGUCUGCGACAAGAGCCCCCUGGAGAGAUACUACGACUACAGCGGGGCCUUCAGGUGCCUGGCCGAAGGGGCAGGGGACGUGGCCUUCGUGAAGCACAGCACGGCGCUGGAGAACACUGACGGGAGAACCCUGCCCUCCUGGGGCCAGGAGCUGCUGUCGCGGGACUUCGAGCUGCUGUGCCGGGAUGGCAGCCGGGCCGCCGUCACAGAGUGGAGGCAGUGCCACCUGGCCCGGGUGCCGGCUCAUGCCGUGGUGGUCCGGGCCGACACAGACGGUGGCCUCAUCUUCCGGCUGCUCAACGAAGGCCAGCGUCUGUUCAGCCACGAGGACAGCAGCUUCCAGAUGUUCAGCUCUGAGGCCUACGGCCAGAAGAACCUGCUCUUCAAAGACAGCACCUCGGAGCUCGUGCCCAUUGCCACGCAGACCUACGAGGCAUGGCUGGGCCACGAGUACCUACAUGCCAUGAAGGGUCUCCUCUGUGACCCCAGCCGGCUGCCCCACUACCUGCGCUGGUGCGUGCUGUCCACACCCGAGAUCCAGAAGUGUGGCGACAUGGCUGUGGCCUUCAGCCGGCAGAGGCUGAAGCCGGAGAUCCAGUGCGUGUCGGCCGAGUCGCCGGAGCACUGCAUGCAGCAGAUCCAGGCCGGUCAAAUCGAUGCUGUGACCCUGAAGGGUGAGGACAUUUACAAGGCGGGGAAGACAUACGGCCUGGUUCCAGCAGCCGGGGAGCUCUAUGCCGCCAACGACAGGAGCAACUCGUACUUCGCGGUGGCCGUGGUGAAGCGGAACGGCUCCUACGCCUUCACCGUGGACGAGCUGUGGGGCAAGCGCUCCUGCCACUCGGGCUUCGGCAGCCCCGCGGGCUGGGACGUCCCCGUGGGCGCCCUCAUCCGGAGGGGCUUCCUCCGGCCCAAGCACUGCGACAUCCUCACAGCGGUGAGCGAGUUCUUCAACGCCAGCUGCGUGCCGGUCAACAACCCCAAGAGCUACCCGUCCUCGCUGUGUGCACUGUGCGUGGGUGACGAGCAAGGCCGCAACAAGUGUGUGGGCAGCAGCCAGGAGAGGUACUACGGCUACAGCGGCGCCUUCAGGUGCCUGGCUGAGAGUGCGGGGGACGUCGCCUUCCUCAAGCACACGACCGUCUUUGACAACACAGAUGGUCACAACCCCGAACCCUGGGCUGCUGAGCUCAGGUCGGAGGACUAUGAGCUGCUAUGCCCCAAUGGGGCCCGGGCCGAGGUGUCCCAGUUUGCAGACUGCAACCUGGCCCAGAUGCCAGCCCAUGCCGUCAUGGUCAGGCCUGACACGAACAUCUUCACUGUUUAUGGACUGCUGGACAAGGCCCAGGACCUGUUUGGAGAUGACCACAACAAGAAUGGAUUCAAAAUGUUUGACUCCUCUGAUUAUCACGGCCAAGACCUGCUUUUCAAGGAUGCCACAGUCCGGGUGGUGCCAGUAGGGGAGAAGAGCACGUUCGGCGCCUGGCUGGGCCUCAACUACGUGGCCUCUCUGGAAGGGAUGCUGUCCCAGCAGUGCUCGGGGGCAGUGGUCACCGUCUCCAGCGUCCCCCUGCUGCUGCCGCUGGCCCUGACUGCUGGCCUCCUCCCACCUGCCCUCUGAAAGCAGCACUGGGCAAGCUGCACCCUCCUUUGGAAUGGAAACCUACUC
Messenger RNA from Choloepus didactylus (southern two-toed sloth), 2259 nucleotides. It is a transcript of the gene MELTF, whose product is annotated as melanotransferrin. The transcript is spliced from 16 exons. NCBI's taxonomy places the organism in Eukaryota, Metazoa, Chordata, Mammalia, Pilosa, Megalonychidae. Gene Ontology annotation, biological process: iron ion transport. Gene Ontology annotation, cellular component: extracellular region; plasma membrane; early endosome. Bases 1 to 2211 code for a protein of 736 amino acids. The record is from RefSeq and is a predicted model, not a curated record.